Messenger RNA from Limanda limanda (common dab), 1218 nucleotides. Its product is annotated as transmembrane protein 275-like. The record is from RefSeq and is a predicted model, not a curated record. NCBI's taxonomy places the organism in Eukaryota, Metazoa, Chordata, Actinopteri, Pleuronectiformes, Pleuronectidae. The coding region runs from base 128 to 739 and encodes 203 amino acids. The transcript is spliced from 2 exons.
CAGCUCCUGCACAUCAUGAUGGACGGUCGACACGCGGCUGAACACUUCCCUGGAUCCUGCUGAGAUCAUAGGGGAUGAGUCCAGUGAUCAGUGGCUCAUCUGAUCCUCACAGAGCUCUUCAUGAGACAUGGUACUGACUGAUAAAACCUCCAGACCCCUUGCUGCCAAGAGGGUCCCCAAGCAGCGCACCCUGCCCCACCAGAGCCUGCCCUCCCCGGCCCUGUGCUGCGCCUGCGGCCUGUGCAUCAUGCUGGCCGGCAUCAACAUCACCCUGGUGGGGGCGUUCGCCUUUGGCACCUUCAUCCCCACCGGCAACCCCCCCAUCGUCAUCGGGCCCCUUCUCCUGCUGGUAGCCCUGGGUUUCUUUGCGGCCUGCUGUGUGGUCAGCAGGAGGCCCCCUAGCCACGUGGCCCGCAAGGCCCCCGGGGGCGAGAAGUGGGGGCUGAUGCGGAUGGGGACGGCGGCGUUUGAGAUGGAGACGAGCGAGCACACACUGCAGGACACCACGGCCGUGCAGCUCAGCCCCACCAACUCCCCCAGCUCCUCACACAGAUCCGGCUCCAGCUCCAGCCAGGGGGGCCAAGCCGCCGCCUCUCCACCUGCCUGUCAGGAUGGAGCCAGGGAGAUGUGUGGCCCUGGAGACAAACCCUCCGUGACCUCUGACAGCAGCGCUCCCACACAGAUGCUCACAGCACUUCCUCUUCGGAGCCUGGACUGUUCACAGGAUGGAAGUGUCUGAAGUCAUUAACAGGACUGAUUGGCCGUUCCGUACAAAAGCCGACAGACCAAAUAUCUCCAUGACCUGCAGACUCUCAGGCUGCAGUCUGUAAUGUGUUGUGCAAAAAGCAUGUGUGAUGGUAACUUCUUCAGUGUCGCCCCCUCAGCCCCAUAAUGUUUAUUCAUUUUCCAGAAACAGGAGCAAGAGAGAUGAUGACACCUUAAUCCAAGUGCCUGUUUGUGUAUUUCUUGUGGUACAAUGCAUGGGAUGAAGGCAGAUUAUCCUGUGUUCAUGUGGCGUGGAUCAAUUUGUCACCGUACAGAGAGAAGAUGAGUGCGUCUGGUCGAGCAGCUUCUCUGAGUCAUCGUGCGAGCGCAGUAAAAAGUGUUUUUAAAGUUUACUUGAGUAGAGUGAGUGUGUAACGUUGAGUGUGUUAAGAUGGAGGUUCAGGAACAAAUCAGUGUUUUCAGUGAAUUUGUCAUGUUGUCUUGCCAUGAUUA